Rubroshorea leprosula is the source of this 1244-nucleotide messenger RNA. Lineage: Eukaryota; Viridiplantae; Streptophyta; Magnoliopsida; Malvales; Dipterocarpaceae. The record is from the annotation of a GenBank genome assembly.
UUGAUGACAAAAUUCAUUUCUCGCGGCCGCCAUCCAUGGAAGACUCCGGAGCUGGUUCCAGCGAUGAUGCCAAGAGUACUUCUUGCCCUAGAGGACACUGGAGGCCUGCCGAGGAUGAAAAACUCCGGCAACUAGUUGAAGAGUAUGGUGCUCAAAACUGGAACUCCAUUGCAGAAAAGCUCCAAGGACGAUCAGGGAAGAGUUGCAGAUUGAGGUGGUUUAAUCAACUCGACCCGAGAAUCAACCGGAGGCCUUUUACUGAGGAGGAAGAAGAAAGGCUGCUAGCUGCUCACCGGAUUCAUGGAAACAAGUGGGCGCUGAUUGCUAGACUGUUCCCGGGUCGGACGGAUAAUGCGGUGAAGAAUCAUUGGCAUGUAAUAAUGGCUAGAAAACAAAGGGAACAAUCCAAGUUGUGUGGGAAGAGAAGUUAUCAAGGUAGCCUCAAUGACUCCAGUAACAGGUCUAAUGUUUUUAAUGCAAGGAAAUUAAGAUCUCAAGAGGGUUUUAGCACCAUGUUUGGGUUUGGGAAUAGUAGGUUCUUUGAAUUCCAAAACCCCAAUAUUAAAGAUAUGAACAAUAUUUUCUCGGUCUCUGCUUCAACUUCUUCCACCUCUUGGACUUUUGCUUCAAGUAAUAAUGCAACUGCAGGAGCAGCAAACUUAUGGAGAAGAGAAGGAAAAGAUUAUAACUUAUUGAACACUUCGGGUUCGAAGUAUAAUUACCCUGUGGAGAAUUCAAGAAGUUUUCUAGAUCAGAGUAAUUCCCUUUUCAGAUAUCAUUUGCAGGAUGGCUCAGCGUAUAGGAAUCCAAAUACAGGUGUUUCUGCAGAAAACAGGAGGAUGGUUUCGAGUCCAUUUGGGUUUCUUAAACUUGGGGAUAAUUAUAAUUGUGAACAGGAUGGAAUGACGAAGAAUAAGGAGGUGAUGAACUUGGGGAUUGUUUCUCCUUCAUUAGGAAAGGAGAAAGAAGAUGAAUCUACGAAGCAAAAUGGUGUUCGCUUCAUUGAUUUUCUUGGUGUGCAUCAAGAAAAUCUAUGAAGCAAACACCAUUUUGUUUCAUGGACUCAUCUUCUUUCUCCUUCCCUAAUCAAGGAGUAUCCCCAAGUUCAUCACCUUCUUAUUCUUUAUCAAUAUUCAUUCCAUUCCCUUCACUAUUUUAAUUAUCCCAAAGUUUAAUUAAGAAACCUGAAUGGAUAUGUAUUAAUAUCGGACAAAAUGUCUUUUUAAUAUAUGCUUAUGUAUUAG